Messenger RNA from Saimiri boliviensis boliviensis (Bolivian squirrel monkey), 3596 nucleotides. NCBI's taxonomy places the organism in Eukaryota, Metazoa, Chordata, Mammalia, Primates, Cebidae. The record is from RefSeq and is a predicted model, not a curated record.
GCGCACGCCUGGUGAUCUCGCGGGAAAGAACCGUUGCGGGCCCAGCUUUGCGCCGAGGUAGGAGGGGGGAGUGGAGGCGGGAGUGAAGUCUCGCGAGAAGAGGCGGUUGCUGUAGCGGAGCUCUCUGGCUGUGUGUGUCUGAGGCUUCGGCGCCGGAGCCGCGGACGGUUUGCUGAACCCGUUAGUGCGCCCGGCCGAGACACGCCGCCGCCAUGUCUCGCUACCUGCGUCCCCCAAACACGUCUCUGUUCGUCAGGAACGUGGCCGACGACACCAGGUCUGAAGAUUUACGGCGUGAAUUUGGUCGUUAUGGUCCUAUAGUUGAUGUGUAUGUUCCACUUGAUUUCUACACUCGCCGUCCAAGAGGAUUUGCUUAUGUUCAAUUUGAGGAUGUUCGUGAUGCUGAAGAUGCUUUACAUAAUUUGGACAGAAAGUGGAUUUGUGGACGGCAGAUUGAAAUACAGUUUGCCCAGGGGGAUCGGAAGACACCAAAUCAGAUGAAAGCCAAGGAAGGGAGGAAUGUGUACAGUUCUUCACGCUAUGAUGAUUAUGACAGAUACAGACGUUCAAGAAGCCGAAGUUACGAAAGAAGGAGAUCAAGAAGUCGGUCUUUUGAUUACAACUAUAGAAGAUCGUAUAGUCCUAGAAACAGUAGACCGACUGGAAGACCACGGCGUAGCAGAAGCCAUUCCGACAAUGAUAGACCAAACUGCAGCUGGAAUACCCAGUACAGUUCUGCUUACUACACUUCAAGAAAGAUCUGAAAGCGGAAAAAGAACCAAAGAAGGGCAGUUCAAGCGACCAAAGGGUGGGUGGAAGGUGCUGCAGUAUGAAUACUGUACGAAUAUUUUGACUCUGGUCUGAAAAGAUAAAAGAAUGUUAUCGAAAACUACAUGGAAUAAUUGAAGUCCCUUCAAGUUUGAAAGUAAGCAUUUUAGGACAAAUAAAAGGAAAUUCAACUUUGUACUUGUGGAAACUAAUCCCUAAAUAUGAAUAGGUUUAUAUUGAUUCAUGGGUACCAGAUCCAUAACAAAUUAUUGGAAAAUAGUAUGUCUGAAUAUCAAGGAAGACAGCCAUAGUCUCUUACGGUGCCUCUGUUGGUCUGUCUCAAACUGAAUUGGGUGGGAAAAGGUAUGGUCCAAUAUAAAAGUUCCAUUUUCGCCAUUAUUGGCAAAUCUUGCCUUUGUUUAUUUUGGUGCCAGUGUUUUCUGCUUAAUCAUUUGCUUUGUUGGCAUCUGCAUUUAUUUACUUGUACACCACAUGCAGUUUACAUCUUCCUUAACUACUCUACUUCCCAAGUAAAUUCGAAUUACAUUUGACAUCCAGCUAAGAGGGCCCAUCUCUUCUCACCUCUUUCCUAGUCAAUAUGUUCAGCAAAUAUUUAUUGAGCCCUUACUAUGGGCAGAUCAUUGUACUGGAUAAUUGAGGAGAAAAAUAAAUAAUUCCCUUAUUCGGUAAAUGUCUACUGAGCACAAUCUAGUGAAUCAUUACAGUAUCACCUCAUCGUUUUGUUUGAGGUAUAUUAUUCGUAACAAUAUUUUACACCAUUCAUAUCUUAAUGUAAUUAUAGAACCCAAUAUACUAUCAGGAAUAAGUAAUUAUGUGGUUAUUCUGCCAUUUAAAAGUAUCCAGUAUUUGUUUGAUCCCAAUAUUACAAAUAAUGAAAAAAUGAUUUGUUUUAAUCUGUGAUAAACUGGUUUAUUGUGCAGUGACUGUAAUAUACUAGAAUUAAAGUGUUCACUCUGCCUCACAAACAACAUACUAGGAAAUAACCCCCAAAAUAAGUAUUUAACUUUGCAUUAGAUAUAAAGAAUACUGGGUGCUAUAAUUAGAUUAUUUUGAGGCAGACAGCUGUUAUCCCAACUGAUUUAGUAUGUUCUGUAAUUGAGAAAAUGUUCACCAAAUUAUACUUUUUAGUGAUUUACAUGUACAUUUUAUAGGGGACGUGUUCUGUGUAUAGUGAAUAAAUAACUUUUAUAGUAUCACAAAAUGUUUUGGAUUCCUUAGUUUCUUACUAGGAUGUUUCUUUACGUAUACAUUGAUUCCAUCACAUUUGAUUUUUGUCUUUUUGCCACAUAUUUAAAACUUUCCAUGGAAAAUUAUUAACUAAAAAUCUGGAAGUGGAGUUUAAGCUUUUAAUUUAUAGCAAUUUUGAAAAUACAGCAGAGGUAUAUUUUCAAGGGAGGUAUGAAAUGGUAUUUUUGUCUGUAUUUUAUUUUAUAAUUUUUUUUUUGAACUUGCCCAGGAUCACACAGCAAGUGUCAGAUCUUAGGUUAAAGUCCAUAAUUUUUCACUUGCUUCAUCUUUUAUAUUUUCGUUGUUUAAUCAAACGGGGAAAUGUUUUUAUAGCUUUAUUUUCAUGGAGAUAGUAAAAUUGAUAUAAUGGGAACUAGAAUUUACUUAGAGUCAAAAUGACUAGAUUUAAUUACAAAAGGUAUUUUAUUGUAUACAGUUACACACUCAUGAACGUAGUGGGUGGUUCUUAUGGAUAGAGGUUCUCUGUAUUUUUAAAAGAAUAUGUAGAGUUCAUAGACCUUUUUUGCCCUCUACCUCCCUUCUUUCUCCAUUUCCUUUUGAAUUAAGACAUUUAAGGGGGAGAAUUAAGUUGAAUAUUGAGUUGGGAUUUUGUUUAAAAAUAGGUGAAUACAUAUAUAAAUACAAUAACAAUAGUUGGUAGUUCUCUAAAAUAUUUAAGUCAGAAAAGGACCUUUAAUUUUUGCAUCUGUUGAAUGAAUUGCUUUCGGAUCUCUUCUGUGGUUGUUUCUCUUUAUAUUGAAUGCUGUCAAUAUUGUUGAGGACUUACUGUGCGAAACCAUGUGCUUUUCAAAUAUUUAAUUCUAAAAACACUCCUGGGAAGUGGGUAUUGUUCCCAUUUUACAGAUGAGAAAAUUGUCCUUUGUGGAAUACCCACCAUGUGAUAGCAUCUUGCAUAUGUUCAUUCCUCACAACUUUACAAGGUAAAUGGAUAAUGUUCCUGGAUAAGAGAUUAAAUAUAAUCCAAGAUCUCAGGGCUGUGUGGCUCAGAGACUCUAAGCAUGGCUUUCCAAAUCUCAUUCUCUUGUAGAGAUUUUCCAUUGUAUUGCAUUUUAACCAUAUUCCUGUUUACAAAACCUAAGAAUAUAUUCUGAUGUAGGGAGGCUGUGACUUGAGCAAUAGCUUAGGAAUAAUCUAAUGGCAUUCUACUAGGAAGGAGGACUAGCAAAACCUGUAGAAGUCCCAGGCAUGAACUGUUCUCAUUUUAGAUAGGAUGACUUGAUAAAUAGGGUGAAGUGAGCAACGUGUUUUGUCUUCAGUUAUUGAUACCUACAAGACAUUCUACUAGUCACUGUGGAAAAGGUUCCUUCUCGGAUUUUUUCCUCUGCCCCUUCCUCUAACAGUGUUGGUUAUCUUUAUUAUGUUUCUGUGUAUAUGUAACAGCUAUUGCACCCUUGUAAUGCACAAUGAGGAUUUUUCUUGGAAUAAAAAGUGAGGCAUGUAAACUCAUGGAGAACAGUAGUUUGUAAAGAAGUAAAAGGACUUUGUAUCUAGUUUUUUGCAGAUCACAUUUCUUUGAAUGCUGGAAAGUGAAAUAAACUGGUCUAGGAGCCAAAAAAAAA